Molecule: messenger RNA, 3150 nt
Organism: Phyllopteryx taeniolatus (common seadragon)
Lineage: Eukaryota; Metazoa; Chordata; Actinopteri; Syngnathiformes; Syngnathidae
Product: cilia- and flagella-associated protein 99-like
Exons: 15
Coding region: 91-2085 (664 amino acids)
Source: RefSeq, a predicted model, not a curated record
UUCGCCUGGACAUUGGAUUUGCACAUACGUCUCAGUUGCUACUUGAACUGUUGAGGAAUUCCUCAAACGUUCGUGUCGGUGUUGUGUACAAUGGCGAAAAGCCACGGGGAGCUUGCCAAGGAGGCCAUUGUGCUGCUCGACAAGUUCACUGCAGGGAGAACGAGUUUGGAUGACUUUAUGGAAGCUGCAGCAAAGCAUCUGCAGGAUAUGGAACCUGAAUCUAUGAAGUUCAUUCUUGAUCUCGUCUCUGGAUGCAUCGAGUACAAGAAGUUGCUGGACAUAGUCAUCAAUCCUUUCUUUGGUCAGGGUGGCAAACUUAUAUCCAAACGUUAUCACAACCAUUUUGUUGUGAUAUGUUACCUCACCAUAUUCCACUUUGAUGACCUUGGACUUCAGGCUUUCAGCAACAUUGUCAGAUCUCUGGACAUUAAAAGCAUGCACAAUUUCCUGAGUUUCUUCUUUAUGAACCUCACCACUUGGGUACAAGAUGAGUGGAAUCGUGUCUAUGAUGUUGCAUAUGUGAAGGACCACUGGAUUGAGCCUCUGCUCAGGAAGCGCUCUGAGAUUGAGCCGCUCAUGGAGAAGCUUGCUGCCAAAGUAUCGGAAGGGAUGCGCUUACGGAAAGCUCCACCAAAAACUACUGACCUUAUGGAGUUCUCCUUUGUUAAACCUAAAUCAACAUCUGCACGUCAGCCUCAACUCAGCCCUCUGCCGGAAAAACACAAAAAAAUACCCAGCAGCACUUACAGGACUCCAAAAGUGAUCCAGAUCUUAGAAGAGAUCAAGCAAAGGAACCAUCAAGUGGCUGAGGAGCUGCUAUAUGAGGUUAAUAUGAAACAAUUUGGAUUUGCAAGACCAAGAAGGACUGAUUGCACACAGAGAUUGCUGUACCAGAUAACUGAAGAUUUGGAAUCAAGGCUGCAGUCCGAAUCAUAUAAUGCCAAGGCACAUCCUCCUCCCAUUAUUAAGGCUUCUCAGGACGUCGGCCCUGUCAAGCUUAACACUGCUGCCAUGCUGAGGCGCAGGGUGCUACAUGACCGCCACGUGGAAGACAAGCUGCAGAGAAUAGAGAAUCUGGUGGAAGGGGCACACGAGCCUUCAGUUUUUCUACAGAAGGAGAAAGAAAUGCGCGAGAAAGACCAUCAGGAUAAAUUGGCAAAGAUUGAGCACAAGCACGCUAGUGUAAUUCUCAGCCAUUGGGAGGCCGUUUUAGCCCGCGCACAAACAAUAGAACGUAACAAGAAGGCUGCUCGGCUCAAAAGAGAUGAGACAGUUAAGCGGACUCAGCAAAAUGCCCAGAAAAGGUUGGAGGAAGAAAAAGAAAAAAAAGACUUGGUGCAGCAAGUGGCAGAAGGUCACAGUAACUCCCAAAAAGCUACAGAGAGGGUGAAGAAAUUCAAGCAGAGCGCUGUAAAAGAUUUCGUAGCGCACAAUCAGGAGAUCGUUCGUCAAGCACAAGAAGAAACAAAGGUAGCGCUAACCAGGAAGUUGGAAAUAAUCAGUGAAAUCCAUGCCAUGGAAUGUUUCCCUAAUGUGAGAAGCAACAUGUUUGAUGACACAGAGAUUGCAGGUCAUGAACUGCUAGGAGAGAUGUCCCACGCCGAGCUGAAGGAGCGUUUGUUCCUCAUGAAGGAAGCAGAGGUGAACGAGCAGCAGAAGAAACGAGACCUCAUCCAGAGGGAGAAGCAGAAGAAGAAGAAACUGCUGUUGGAGGACAUGGAGAAUAUCAACCUCCACAGUAGAGCCAUGGCAAUGGCCACUACCCUCAGGAAAGAGGAGGAGAAGCAAUCCGAGCUGCAAUUGCAGAAGACAGUGAUACAGGAUAUAAAGGUCUUGGCUAUGCAAAAGAAGAUUGAAGAAGUGAAGAAGGAGUGUCAAAAACUGAAGAAAAAUGAAAGCAAGAAGGCCAAACCAUCAAAGCAGGCAGCAGCACACCCCGAUGGAACCGUAGAGACGCACAGUAAAGAUGGAUUGAAGAAGAUAAACUGGGAAGACUUGGAGCAGUGUUUAGAGCGGCACAUCGAGAGGAAAGCUCCUCAUGUUAUUUCUCAGAGAGGAGGUCACUCAAGAAAUAAAUUCAAUUGAAUUUCAUUUCAUUGAUGUAUAUAGGGCCUUAUCACACCAACAGGUUUUGUGAUGACACUUAAGCUUCUAUAUCAAAUUCAGUCUUCGAAGAAAAAAAGUUCUUAGUUUCACUACUGUUCAAGUUAGCGAUUUAAAAAUAUUUUGAUUACUGUGGUGUAUAUUUGCAUUACUACAAAAACAAUAAAAAACAUGAAAUUAUUACCUCAGACAGUGUCAAUUCAAACUGAGUAUUCUCAUAAAUAUUUUGGAUGCAAUUCUUGUAUUGACGAGAUAGCGCAGGUGAGUGUACACGAAAGUGAUCCAGUGAAUUCAGUACAUUUUUGAAUUUUGUAUGCAGUUAAAUAUUUGGUUUAACAAAAGUUCAAGCCAUAUUGAUAUAUUUUCUCCAAAUACAGGUGGAAAAAUUUGAAUAUCUCAGAAAAGUUCAUUUAUUUCUGUAGUUGAAUUCAAAUAGUAAAACUCAGAUUGUACAGAUUAAUUCAAUGCAUCAGAAAAUACUUUUCAGGCCAAUUCCUACCUAAUUUCUUAAUGAAAAAUCAUUUUCAGCCUUCUAUGUAAUUUCUUAAGAUGGUGAAUUGUGUUUUUUCUUUAGCUGUGAGCUAUAAAUCAGCAAAUGCGUACAAUACAAUCAUGAAAUGUUUUACUCUGUGUAUAGGGAAUUAUAGGAUACUGUUGAUGAGUUUUAUUUUUUGAAUUUAACUACGGAAAUAGAUUACGUUUUCAUCAAUAUUCGGCUUUCCUUGAGAUGCAUCUGUACAUUUAACCCCCUAUGUAAAUCAUAUUUAUUUGCAACCUUUACAAACUUAAGUUUGCAAAUGAACCAACAAAACAAGAAUGAUUUCAAAAGCUCAACACACUAUUUUUUGAAAGUGGCAAUGUACAUUUCAGAAAUAAAUAUCAUUUACAAUGGGGGAUUAAAUAUUUUGAGUGCAACUGUAUAGUUAAGCGUAAUCAAAAUAGUAUAGCAACAUUGGUUUUGUACAAGUAUCGCUUAACCACAUACAGAAAGUUUGUCAUCACCUAUUUCAUCAUUAUUUAUGUGUCAGUGUUUUUGGGCUGUACAAA